Molecule: messenger RNA, 1482 nt
Organism: Auanema sp. JU1783
Lineage: Eukaryota; Metazoa; Nematoda; Chromadorea; Rhabditida; Rhabditidae
Source: the annotation of a GenBank genome assembly
AUGCAGCGAAGAAAAUCAGGUUCUUAUGGGGAAAUUACUCUGCAAAACAUUAAAUCAUGUCUUCAUCGAUUGACUGUUAGAAUUGAUGAGCUUAUAUUCACAGAGCAUUCCGAGACAAUUGUUAAUGCUCUGAAAAGAGGAGAACUGUUUGGUUUCGUUUUGAGGUACAAAAUCCCCACUCCUCCCAAUUCGACUAAUCAAAGCUUGAAGAAUGAAAUCAUUGUUCGAAGUGUGCUAUAUAACGAGUCGGAGAUUAAAUUCAAACACAAGAAGGUUUUCUCAAUUGAACUCAAUGAUGAACUCAUAAAGUGUUGGCAGCAAAACCCUAUUCACGUCACCCUGACAGCGGAGAUCUCUAAAACUGCUGAGAAACAUGACGCUAAACUUCAGUUACUCUGCCACACAACUGUUUCUUUCCGGGAUCUCCUACUAUCUCCGUUUAAGUUAAUCAAAGACCACAGUCUAUUUUCUUCUGAAUUUGAAGGCUUACUCUCAAUAUGCUUAGAACUUGGAUCUCGUACCUCUAAUGUAAAUGAAAGACUUGAAGCUCUUCGACAAGUCUCCUUAGACAAUACUUAUACUAUUCAAAAACCUCCAAGACAUUCUCGCUCUCGUAGUGCCUCUAGGUGUCGCUCUUGCAGUCCUCAAAGAGAACAAAAACGAUUGAACGCUGUAUCUCAUAUUCCUAAAGAAAGAUUUGAAUUAUCUCCCAUAGCGCGAAGCUCCUUGUCACAUGACGUGCAUGAUGAGAAACAAUAUAUAUCAACAUCAAGCUUGAGUAAUGACUCCGUAUUUGUUUUGGAACCGAAUCAAAAUCUUCUGAAUACACAUGAAUCCCGUACUCUAUGGAUGAAUCUCUCCUUGCAUGAGGCUCAUGACUUGCCUUUGGUCAGAGAUGAAAGUGGCGCACUCGUUGCUCCAAGAGCUUUCAUCAAAAUUUUAUCUAGAAAUGAACAGAUUCAAUCUCCGGUUUCUGCUCCAUCGCGAAAUCCUAGAUGGAAUUGGUCAGGGCAGUUCGUAUUCAGUGCUGAACGAGGCAACCUAGUAAUCAAAAUGCUUCACAGUCGAGCUGAUGGUCAAGUCGAAUCACUCGGAAUGGUCACUCUCAACAGACCCUUCCAUGAUUUCGAGAAAUCUACCUUCGAGAUUACAAUUCUUACUCCUCAAAUGCAAGGCACAGCCACUGUGACGAUGUCACUAAACGUUCGUCCAUAUAGAGAAAGAGCACCAGUGGAAAACAGAAAAGAAAGAUCUGCCAGCGAAGCAACGUCAAGAAACUCUUACUCAAGUAGUAUAGGGAAAUCAGAGAGUGAAACUCUACGCUGGUCUGGAUCUAAAAGAAAUCCACGAUUGAUAUUAACAACUAGACGUUCACUAAGCUCUUCUCGUAGCCCUGAACCACGAGAAGAUACUAGUCAUUUGUUGAAAGAAAACUUGCAGCAGUUGGAAAAUUUGAUGCAAUCAAUUCGUCAUCGAAGAUGA